GCCAGGGGAAAGGGAAUGCCCAAUCCAGAGAGACAUGGGGGCAAGAAGGACGGGAGUGGAGGAGCUUCUGGAACUUUGCAGCCGUCAUCGGGAGGUGGCAGCUCCAACAGCAGGGAGCGUCACCGCUUGGUGUCGAAGCACAAGCGGCAUAGGUCCAAGCACUCCAAAGACAUGGGGUUGGUGACCCCCGAAGCAGCACCUUUGGGUACAAUUAUCAAACCUUUGGUGGAGUAUGAUGACAUUAGCUCUGAUUCCGAUACCUUCUCUGACGACAUGGCCUUCAAACUGGACCGGAGGGAGAAUGAUGAACGUCGCGGGACUGAUCGGAGUGACCGCCUGCACAAACACCGUCACCACCAGCACAGACGUUCCCGGGAUUUACUAAAAACUAAACAGUCAGAGAAAGAAAAAAACCUGGAAGCCUCCAGCAAGUCGGGAUCGACGAAGGACCGGAUAUCAGGAAGUACAAAGCGUUCAAAUGAGGAGAAUGAUGACCAUGGAAAGACGCAGGUCUCCAAAAGCAGCAGCAACAAGGAAUCCAGGUCAUCCAAACUCCAUAAGGAGAAGACCCGGAAAGAACGCGAGUUGAAGUCCGGGCACAAAGACCGGAGUAAAAGUCAUCGGAAAAGGGAAACACCCAAAAGUUACAAAACCGUGGACAGCCCCAAACGGAGGUCCAGGAGUCCCCACCGGAAGUGGUCGGACAGCCCCAAGCAAGAUGAUAGCCCCUCAGGAGCUUCUUACGGCCAAGAUUAUGACCUUAGUCCCCCGAGAUCUCACACCUCUAGCAAUUACGACUCCUACAAGAAGAGUCCGGGAAGUACCUCAAGAAGGCAGUCAAUCAGCCCACCUUACAAGGAGCCUUCUGCCUACCAGUCCAGCACACGGUCACCCAGUCCCUACAGUAGACGACAGAGGUCUGUGAGUCCCUAUAGCCGGCGACGUUCUUCCAGCUAUGAAAGGAGUGGCUCUUACAGUGGGAGAUCACCCAGUCCCUACGGCCGAAGGCGGUCCAGCAGCCCUUUCCUGAGCAAGCGCUCUCUGAGCCGGAGUCCGCUCCCCAGUAGAAAAUCCAUGAAGUCUAGAAGUAGAAGUCCCGCAUAUUCAAGACACUCAUCUUCUCAUAGUAAAAAGAAGAGAUCCGGGUCACGCAGUCGACAUUCCAGUAUCUCACCUGUCAGGCUUCCACUGAACUCCAGCUUGGGAGCUGAACUCAGUAGGAAAAAGAAGGAAAGAGCAGCAGCCGCUGCAGCAAAAAUGGAUGGCAAGGAAUCCAAGGGUUCACCUAUAUUUUUGCCUAGAAAAGAGAACAGUUCAGUAGAGGCUAAGGAUUCAGGCUUGGAGUCUAAAAAGUUACCCAGAGGUGUAAAAUUGGAAAAAUCUGCCCCAGAUACCGAACUGGUGAAUGUAACACAUCUAAAUACAGAGGUCAAAAAUUCUUUAGAUACAGGAAAAAUAAAGUUGGAUGAAAACUCUGAGAAGCAUCCUGUUCUUAAAGAUUCAAAAGGACAGGGAACAAGAGACUCUAAACCUGUAGCACUGAAAGAGGAGAUUGCUACUCCAAAAGAGACAGAGACAUCUGAAAAGGAGACCCUUCCACCUCUUCCCACAGUUACUUCUCCACCUCCUUUACCAACUACUACCCCUCCACCUCAGACACCCCCCUUGCCACCUUUGCCUCCACUACCAGCUCUUCCACAGCAACCACCUCUGCCUCCUCCCCAACCAACAUUUAGUCAGGUUCUUUCUUCUAGUACUUCAACUUUGCCCCCUUCUAUUCACCCAAGGACAUCAACUCUGUCCUCUCAGGCAAAUUCUCAGCCCCCUGUACAGGUUUCUAUGAAGACUCAAGUGUCUGUAACAGCUGCUAUUCCACACCUAAAAACUUCAACGUUGCCUCCUCUGCCCCUCCCACCCUUAUUACUGGGAGAUGAUGACAUGGAUAGUCCGAAAGAAACUCUACCUUCAAAACCUGUAAAGAAGGAGAAGGAACAAAGGCCACGUCACCUACUCACAGACCUCCCUCUCCCUCCAGAGCUCCCUGGUGGGGAUCCAUCUCCCCCAGACUCUCCAGAACCAAAGGCAAUCACACCACCUCAGCAACCAUACAAAAAGAGACCAAAAAUUUGUUGUCCUCGUUAUGGAGAAAGAAGACAAACAGAAAGUGACUGGGGGAAACGCUGUGUGGACAAGUUUGACAUUAUUGGGAUUAUUGGAGAGGGAACCUAUGGCCAAGUAUAUAAAGCCAAGGACAAAGACACAGGAGAGCUAGUGGCCCUGAAGAAGGUGAGACUGGACAAUGAGAAAGAGGGCUUCCCAAUCACAGCCAUUCGUGAGAUCAAAAUCCUUCGUCAGCUAAUCCACCGAAGUGUUGUUAACAUGAAGGAAAUUGUCACAGAUAAACAAGACGCGCUGGAUUUCAAGAAGGACAAAGGAGCCUUUUACCUUGUAUUUGAGUAUAUGGACCAUGACUUAAUGGGACUGUUGGAAUCUGGUUUGGUGCACUUUUCUGAGGAUCAUAUCAAGUCAUUUAUGAAACAGCUAAUGGAAGGACUGGAUUACUGUCACAAAAAGAAUUUCCUGCAUCGGGAUAUUAAGUGUUCUAACAUUUUGCUGAACAACAGUGGGCAAAUCAAACUAGCAGAUUUUGGACUUGCUCGGCUCUAUAAUUCUGAGGAGAGCCGCCCUUAUACAAACAAAGUCAUUACUCUGUGGUACCGACCUCCAGAACUUCUGCUGGGAGAGGAGCGUUAUACGCCAGCAAUAGAUGUUUGGAGCUGUGGAUGCAUCCUUGGGGAACUGUUCACAAAGAAGCCAAUUUUUCAAGCCAAUCUGGAACUGGCUCAGCUAGAACUGAUCAGUCGACUCUGUGGUAGCCCUUGUCCAGCUGUGUGGCCUGAUGUUAUCAAGCUGCCCUACUUCAAUACAAUGAAACCGAAGAAGCAAUAUAGAAGGCGCCUACGAGAAGAAUUCUCUUUCAUUCCUUCAGCAGCACUUGAUUUACUGGACCACAUGCUGACGUUAGAUCCUAGCAAACGUUGUACAGCUGAACAGACCCUGCAGAGUGACUUCCUUAAAGAUGUCGAGCUCAGCAAAAUGGAUCCUCCAGACCUCCCCCACUGGCAGGAUUGCCAUGAAUUAUGGAGUAAGAAACGGCGACGGCAGCGACAAAGUGGUGUUUUGGUAGAGGAGCCACCUCCACCCAAAGCCUCUCGAAAAGAAACUAUCUCAGGGACAAGUGCUGAGCCUGUGAAGAACAGCAGCCCAGCACCACCUCAGCCUGCUCCUGGCAGGGUGGAGCCUGGGGCUGGGGAUGCAAUAGGCCUCGGUGACAUCACACAGCAGUUGAAUCAAAGUGAAUUGGCAGUGUUAUUGAACCUGCUCCAGAGCCAAACCGACCUGAGUAUUCCUCAAAUGGCGCAGCUGCUUAACAUCCACUCCAAUCCAGAGAUACAGCAGCAGCUGGAGGCCCUGAACCAAUCCAUCAGUGCCCUAACAGAAGCCACUUCCCACCAGCAGGACUCAGAGCCCACGGCCCCAGAGGAAUCUUUGAAGGAGGCACCCCCUGCCCCAGUGGUCCAACCUUCCGCAGAACAGACAACCCCUGAAGCUUCAAGCACACCAGCUGACAUGCAGAAUAUGUUGGCAGUUCUCUUGAGUCAACUAAUGAAAACCCAGGAGCCAGCAGGCAACCUGGAGGAAAACAACAGUGACAAGAACAGUGGGCCACAGGGGCCCCGAAGAACUCCCACAAUGCCACAGGAGGAGGCAGCAGCAUGUCCUCCUCACAUUCUUCCACCAGAGAAGAGGCCCCCUGAGCCCCCCGGACCUCCACCGCCGCCACCUCCACCCCCUCUGGUUGAAGGCGAUCUUUCCAGCGCCCCCCAGGAGUUGAACCCAGCCGUGACAGCCGCCUUGCUGCAACUUUUAUCCCAGCCUGAAGCAGAGCCUCCUGGCCACCUGCCACAUGAGCACCAGGCCUUGAGACCAAUGGAUUACUCCACCCGACCCCAUCCCAACAGGACUUACGGAAACAAUGAUGGGCCUGAAACAGGGUUCAGUGCCACUGACACUGAUGAACGCCACUCUGGUCCAGCCUUGACAGAAUCCUUGGCCCAGACCCUGGUGAAGAACAGGACCUUCUCGGGCUCUGUGAGCCACCUUGGGGAGUCUAGCAGUUACCAGGGCACAGGGUGGCAGCAGCAGUAGGAGUGAUGGCCCCUGAGGAAUUUGGUAAUGUCCAUCAAUUACCUGACAUCCGGACCCCUGCAAAAUUCAGUCUCUUUCACAGACUUUAAGGCCAGGUUUGAUGGGAGAUCCCCCCUGUCCAAACACUGUGCAAAGACACGAGAAGUAGAGGUCUGCCAGCCUGCUUAUUUCCAUCCUCAAUGCCUAGACCUGGGCAGGUCACCAACCUACUAUGCCUACCCCUACCCUUCUUGCUGCCAGAUGUGAAAACAGAGACCCAGAGAAGGGAAAUCAGUUGAAUCCUGCCCUGGAGUUGCUUUUGUUCCUGGAUUUGGAGAGUUCCUGGGAACACAGGGAAAUUGUGUCCCAUUGGUUGGUGAGAGAGCUGGAUGUCUGAACCUCCCACCUCAACACCUCGAAGGUUAUCAUGCAGAUCCCCUCUCUAGCUCCCAGAGCCAUGGAAGAAGUGAAGGAAGAUAUUUCAGAGGUGGCAGCGCCAUGAUGUCCAUCAGUACCCAGGGAGAGAAGCCAAGGAGAAGAAACAGUGCCCAGAGAGGGAGCCAGGAGGGGAUGUGUGCUCCUGAAACAGCCUUCUUACCCCAUCCCCUCCCCUGCCCCCUCUAACAUGCCAACAAGGCUCUGUGCCCAAGUUGUGCCGGCUCUCCUGGCUGGUGAUCCUGCUCUGCUGUACAGGCAGCUGGCCCUCUGCUCCAGCACAGAGCGUGUGGUGGGGUCUGUCGCACUUCUUUCUAACUCAUCCCAGUGUGUCUGUGGUGCAGAUUCCUAGGGAUGCAGGAGGGGGCUGUGGCCCUGCGAGUAGGAAGACAGUGGGCUCUGGGGCCCUUUAGGUGCGUAUCUUCCUGGCUGGAGUGGCUGUGGGGAGGGAGAAGGCUGCUGGCAGCUCACCUGAGUUCAAGGUUCUGGUGGCUCAUAGCAACAGGGGUGGCUCAUGAAAACAACCGAGGGGAAGAGGGUCCAGGCCUGUUAGAGCUCUCUUUUACCCCAUUUCUCCCCCACUCUGAGCCGUGGAUAGAGGUCUCUCAUCUGGAUUGUGGGGCAAGGAGAGGCCCCAGCUAAGAAAGAAGAGAGGGAAAUGGGAGAGAAGAUAGCAGGGAAGCUGAGCAUUCCCAGGGAGAGGCUUCCCAGUGAGGAAAGGAUAGGAGAGGCUAGUUACUCUUGCCCCAGUGUAUCCAUGGGCUGCACAGAGGGUUCUGUGCUGAGGCAGCUCAGUGCUCCUAGGGACCUUUCAGGAAAGGGGCUUUCCAGGCAGACACAGUUACUCCUCCCUACUCUCACCUACCUGCCCAGAGGUCUGGGUACCCAGCUGACACCGUACGACUUAGAAAUUAAAAAAAAAGAAAGAAAAGAAAAAGGCACUAUUACAGGACCAGAACCUGGAAGGAUUACCACUACUUGGUCUCAGUACUCUUUCGCUGGAAACAGAAACCAUGAUCUUCAAAGGUGCUGAUUUUCUCUUCCCUUACAGGUCAGGUGGGCAAUGUGCAUCUUCUCCUGACUUUCUGAAUCAAGGGGAUGAUAGACUACUGUGUUUGAGGUCAUAUCAGCAGAACAGGGCCAGAAAGUGGACCGGGAGAAUCAGCUGUGCUUCUGACCACAGUCCCAAGGGCCUCCCUGUUUCAGCAAAAGGGAACAGGGAUCUCGGAUACCAGUGUAUCCAGACACGUAAUAGGUAUCCUCCUUCUAACCUCAGAGGAGAAUAGGAGGGGAGUUCUCUGACAGAGCCUAAGGUUCCAUUUGCCUAUUUCUAUUGCUUUCACCGAUGACGGCUCUGCUGUCCAGCUGGGAUGAGGGGCCCUCUGCGGGAUGCUCCUGGGGAUCCAGAGACAGUUCUGAUUGGAGGAAGGGACAGACCAGCUGCUCUUCGUGUAGGGAGAUGGGAUCAGCUCCACUCCCCCAGCUCUCCCUGGCAGCAUCAGGAGCCUAGGGGCCCCUGCUGGAACACCCAUAAUAAAGCCCAAUCCUGAACUGAACUGACAUAUCACCUGGCUCUGGUAUAAAAGUGCUGAGGGGGAGCCUGGGUGCACCAGGUGGGGUGUAGGCAGGUGUAGGGAGUUCAGCCCCAGGAGAUACAAGGAUCACUCCUCAAUACCACGUGUUCCUCCUCUUAAACCUUCUCCUCAGUCCCCCUUUUCUUCCACCUCCCUUCAGCUGACUCCACUCCUGGCUACCUCAUGCCCUCCAAUCUGAGAAGACAUGUGAAUGCCAUCAGGAUCUGAACCUGGAAUCACCCCCUUCCUCUGAGAAUGCCACUCUGGCUCUGAGACUGACUCACCGGUCCUCAUCCUCCACAUAAGUAUAGCCAGGCCAAGACAGGUACGUCCACUGGCACCAAGGCCCCUGACCUGGAGCGAAGGGCAGCCCUAGGGGUACAGUGGGGCUUGGCCCUAAAUGCGUAUAUGCCUGUGUAUUGGGCACACUGGUUUAUUAGUGUUAUUUCAGCAUUGUGAUGCAGAGAGAGUAAGUGUAACAGCUGCUCCUUGCUUGCAGUGUUUAUUGUUACCUAGAGACAACCUCCUGGCUUUUUCCCAGCUCCCCCUCCCCCCCCAGCCCAACCCCCUCCCUGCCAACAGUCCUCCUCUCCCCACACUGAUGGGAAAUUUAUAGCUUGCCCAUACCAUGCCUUUAACUCUCUCCUGUCCAUAAGGUAGAUGGGCCAAGGGAAGCCAAAGUGAGCUGUGAGCAUGCUUAGGCCCUGGCAGGGUAGAAUAGUGCGUGGAGGAGGGAAGGAAGGAUGGAGGGAGGGAAGACACCUCUUGUUCCCAAUCUAUGUCUAGACUCAGACCCCAGUUUCCCUCCUGGCUCUCAUGUUGAGAGAAAAGAGCUUUGGACCUAGUCUUGGGAUCCCAGCCUCCUCCUCAUAAGAUUAUUCUUUUUCCUCAGAUUAUUCUCUAAGCUCCUCCCGUUAGGCUGGCUGGUCCUGAGCAAGUACAGCAAGGUAGUAUUGAGACGGAAGGAAUAAAUGCAGAGUGGCAGAAGCCCCAGAUCCCUCCUUUCUAUAGAGAUGUCACAUUGCGACAAACAAGAGGCUCUGGCGUGAGGGAUGCUGGCCAGACCUCCACAGCUGGGUAGAUGUCAAACAUGAAGCUGGCUGCUGAGCCUGGUGGGGAAAACUGACCACCUUAACUUCACCCUGAGCCCAGGACUUAGGUCCUGAAAGAGUCCCAGGCCGUCCUCCAAGUUGGUCUCCUUGGUCUGGGUAGGCUACUCUCUCUGCUUUUCUUCCUGGUCCAUUUUCUGCUCCUCAUCUUUUGGUUUGAUACCUUGGGGAAGAUCCAAGAGACCAAGGGAACUGAGGCCUCAGUAGUCCUGGGGAAAGAGAAAUUCCUCGAUCCCCUCCUGACUCAGAACCUUUCAUGGAGGGGCACCAUGUCAUAUAUUUACCAUCCCCACUGGAAACAAGAGAGGAAAAGGGAUUGGAUUUUAGCAGAAAGGAUAGAGGUUAGACACAUGGAAAAACUUACUCAUGGGAUAUAAGACUUCAGAAUGGACCUACUUCUCUUCAGAGAUUUUUCUUUUGCCUGGUAUGAGUUUAAGUCUGUGUCCACCCAAGGGGCAUUGGAAGAACAAAGGGUAUUUUUCUGGGGCUCCUCCAGAUGUGGGCCUCAGCGCAGUUUCCUCCUCAUUUCUUCUAAAUGUAGUAUGUGUGGCGGUUAGAGUGUAAUGCCAAUGCUGCCGUUUACGAGCUGUGCCACCUAGGUAAGUCGCUUAACCUCUUUUAGCCCUAGUGUCCUUGUCUGUGAAAUGCAGAUAAACAACCUUUUAAGGUGGUGAAGAGAGUUUAGUGAAAUAAUGUGUGUAAAGUACCUAGGACAGUGCCUGAUACUGAGUAGGUGCUCAGUCAACAGUGGUUGAUACAAUAGAGUCUAUUAAUUUUAUGGAAUCAUCAGGGCUGACACCGAGUCAAAGACUCUAUGAGUCCCCUGGAAUUAUAGGCCAAAUGUGAGCAUGUGCGUGUGGUGGGGAGAAUGUCCAUAGUUUUACUGAUGAUUUGGAGCAGGGGGUGGCAGUCUCCUGGAACAGAAGUAGCCCCAAUCCUUUGACUCAUACUCCCAAAGAAGUCAGUUUCCCCAUUCCCAUGCCUCCAGCUAGGAGUUCCUUAGGUAGUGUUCUGCCUGGAAGUACAGCUUCAUCUAGGGUGGAGCUGGGAGAGACAGCCAUUAAGAUAGCAACACAGAGGAAUUCCCUGGCUGUCCAGUGGUUAGGACUCUGUGCUUCCACUGCAGGGGGCAUGGGUUUGAUCCCUGGUCAGAGAACUAAGAGCCUACAUGCCACAUGGUGCAGCCAAAAAAGAAAAAAAACAAAAGAUAGCAACACAGAGCACUUGCCAAGCACUUUACAGUUUGUCAAGUGCAUUUACCUAUAUUAGCCUUUUAAUACCCAGAACAUCCCAGUAAAGUGAACUACCAUUUAUUGACUGCCAGGCAUUGUGCUCAGUGUAUAUAUUUUUUUAAGUAUGUUUAAAGUCUAUAGAGUAUUUCAUCACCUAGAUCUGCUAUGAUGUAUAAAGCUCAUCCACUAUUUUAAUCAUUUAGACAUAUUUGCUGUUAUAAAUAAUACCAUGAUGUACAUCCUUCAUGCAUUUUUUUUAUAGUAAAUUCCAAGAAGUGAAAUUAUUGGGUCAACAGAUACAAAUAUCCGCCCUCCCCAUAGGUAUGAUCACUUUAUUGAUGUACCAUAAUAAGAAUAAUAUUUUUUAAUCUUCCUCUUUGGAAUUCUUCAAUGGAAACACAUGGGCAGCCCCUUCUUUCUCCUAAACCCAGCAGAAACAUUAAUAAUCUAUCAUAUCCUUUUUAAAAAAUUGAGGUAAUUGUAGAUUCACAUGCAGUUGUAAGAAAUAAUACAGAGAGAUCCCUUGUACAUUUUGCCCACAUUUACCCAGUAGUAACAUUUUGUAAAACUAUAGUAUGACAUCACAACCAGAAUACUGACAUUAGUUCGAUCCAUAUUUCCCCAGUUUUACCUGUGUAUGUGUGUAUAUUAAGUUCUACGCAAUAUUGUUACCUGUGUAAGUUCUUACAUCUGCCACUACAGUCAAGAUACUGAACAGUUCCAACACCACAAGGAUUCUUCAUGUUGCUCUUUUAUAAUCACGCCUACAUCACCCCCUUCUUAACCCUUGGCAACCACUAAUCUAUCCUCCACUUCUAAAAUUUUUUCUUUCGAAAAAUGGAGUCAUACACUAUGUAACUUUUUAGGAUUGGAUUUUUUCACUCAGCAUAAGUCUCUGGAUAUCCACUCAAGUUUUUGAAUGUAUCAGUAGUUUGUUUCUUUUAUUUAUUUCAUGAUAUGGAUGUACCACAGUUUAACCAUUCACCUGUUAAAGAACACUUUGUACACAACAUUGUAAGUCAAGUAUACGCCAA
This is a messenger RNA of Lagenorhynchus albirostris (white-beaked dolphin), 9572 nucleotides long. It is a transcript of the gene CDK12, whose product is annotated as cyclin dependent kinase 12. The transcript has 19 exons. The record is from RefSeq and is a predicted model, not a curated record. The coding region runs from base 16 to 4209 and encodes 1397 amino acids. Lineage: Eukaryota; Metazoa; Chordata; Mammalia; Artiodactyla; Delphinidae. Gene Ontology annotation, biological process: protein phosphorylation; positive regulation of transcription elongation by RNA polymerase II; transcription elongation by RNA polymerase II. Gene Ontology annotation, cellular component: nucleus; cyclin/CDK positive transcription elongation factor complex. Gene Ontology annotation, molecular function: cyclin binding; cyclin-dependent protein serine/threonine kinase activity; RNA polymerase II CTD heptapeptide repeat kinase activity.